Contarinia nasturtii (swede midge) is the source of this 2033-nucleotide messenger RNA. RefSeq names its product homeobox protein 5-like. Bases 141 to 1691 code for a protein of 516 amino acids. The transcript has 3 exons. The record is from RefSeq and is a predicted model, not a curated record. Lineage: Eukaryota; Metazoa; Arthropoda; Insecta; Diptera; Cecidomyiidae.
GUGUCAUUUAUAAUUUUGACUUUCAAAUGAACGCAUCGAUCCGAAAACCAAAUUUAAUCGUGAUUUAAAUAUUAUAAAGUUUUUCACAAAAACACUUUACAGCUUUCAAAAUCAUUGAGGCGGAAAAAAAAAUAUCGAAAAUGAAACCAAAACUAGUGACGUUUGUGCUAAUUGUUAUUUGUGCGUCGAUUGUUAUAUCGGAUGCGAGAAAAGGUGGUGGCGGAAGAGGAAAAUAUACUGGUGGUGGAAAAGGAAAAUCUUCUGGUGGCUUUUUCAGUUCGAUAUUCGGUUCAUCAAAACCAAAAUCAUCGCCGAGCCCGACCCACAAUCCGUAUUCAUCGCCAAUAACUCAUCACACAUCCAACACCAAUUCUCAUAAUUAUGGACAUAGUGGUGGUAGUCAUACCUUCGGUUCGGAAAAUAGUCGUGCACAUUACACACCAUAUAAUCAAAAUUAUGUUGGAAGAACACAAACUACUCCUCUACAAACUGGUCAUCAUUUUCCUCUACGAACUGGUCACCAUACUCCUCUACAAACUGGUCACCAUACUCCUAUACAAACUGGUCACCAUACACCUAGCGCACCACAUUUGCCAUCAGCACCCCCUGCAGCACAGGCGGGAUGGUUUACACAAAAAAAUACUGGGGGAAGUAGCAACUCUCCAUCUGGACACGGAAUGAGUCAAAAUACGCACUCUGGUUAUGGAAAAUCGGGUCAUUCAUAUGGAUGGGCACCAUCAGUAACGGCCACUAAAAUUGGGCAAACAUCAUCUAGCCCACAAAAUUAUGGAAAUGUUGGUCAUACCAAUUAUCCAGGACAACAACACCAUCAAACCCAAUCUACAUCGUAUCAUCCGCAACCAAAUCAACCACACCAUGUAACGAACAAUUUCGUAACACUUAAUCAUCAAACGCAUUACAAUCCGGGCUAUCAAUCGUUCAGCACUCCAAGCGUGGGCUAUCAUUUUACAACUUAUCACAGUUAUCCAGCCUAUUAUUCACCCUACCCAUCGUACUCACCAGUUAGUUCAUUUGGACUUGGUUUGGCUCUCGGUAGCAGUUUGGGUCAUCAUCAUCAUUACCACGAUUACUAUGGCUAUCCGAGUACGCAUCAUAUUUAUCAUCAUCAUGAUGGCAACGGCAAUGGCAACAACAACUGGCAAAAUGGCAACAAUUAUAAUAAUAACGGUAACAGAAAUAAUCCAAAUAACGGCGACUCCAAUCAAAAUAUGCAACCCAAACAAAAUCAAAGUACCAUCAAAGAUCCAACACAACCAAUGGCACCGCUUGUUUACAGCGUAUCUGGUCGAACCAGUAGCGAUGAUGCCGAUUCAACGGAAAUUAUAUUUACCAAUCCGUAUUUAAUUGUUGGCGUUGAGAAUAUGUUGAUGUAUGGCGAAUUCCAAGAUGAACAAGAUAUUACAAUAAUUAUGGAACAAGAUGCUGACGGCGAGGAUCCAUAUCCAUGGGAUCCAAUGUACUCAUUAUGGUAUCCAAAUGCAACAAGUAUAAAUGAAAAUCAAUCAAAUUUGACAUCAGUCGAACAAACGACCAUUUCUAUUCCAAUGACAACAAAUGUCAAUACAACAUCAACAACAACUAUCAAAACUGAUAUUCAAUCGACUGCGAUGCCAAUAUCAACAAAUACAACGACACUUGUUCCGCUUGCUUCUUACCCAGCACCUCAAUAAGAAAAUAUGUCAAACUAAAAGAAAUUGUCAAAAUUCCUUUACGGGUACUUUUUUUUGUCGUGUACGUGUGCAUGUUGGUGUUUGAGUUUUAUAUACACAAGGUUAGAUUUUAUACAAUCCAAAUCGCAGUGAAAAAAGAAACAACAAUUUUCAUUAUCUUUAAAAGACGAGAAUACUUUUAGGAGAAUUUAAAAUUGUUUCGCCUACGGUUUUGGUUGUAUUGAACGAAUUUACGGUUUAUUGAAAUUCUUGCAUCGAUUUUGUUUCGUAAACAUUUAUUUCCUCUUGUUAAUAUAUUAAGUCAUUGACGAAAUAAAGAAAAAAAUGCAAUUAUUUAUAAAA